AUGGCGGAGAGCAAACAGCCCUGCUUGGAAGGCCCGGAUCGAGGCGAGAAAGCCGCCGCGCAGAGUCUCAUUGGGGCUUACGAUGCCGAUAUUGCAGCUCGAAGCCCCGGCAACCCCUUGAGCGCGGUGAACCUUUCUACUGCAAGUCCCAGCUCCAUAGAAGAGUAUGACGAACUGCGCAAAGAGGUUUUAUUCCGUGAGAGGGCGCUGGACUUUGAUUACAGCUGCCAGCAGGAGGCUACACCGCGUGAGCGGCUUGCUGAUGCCAUCAUCCGAGGGCUGAGGGCCCAGGACGAUGCCAAUAUCUACGGGAAAGCUCCACCUAGGACGGGCUAUGGGGGUCAACGUCACCCUAGGUUUGCCGGCGACCAUUUCCUGUCCAGCAGGGAGCUUAUUGAUCGAACGGAGUUAUUCAAAGUCGCUCAGCGCAUGCCCAAGGGCAGUCACUUGCACAUCCACUUCAAUGCUUGCCUGCAGCCUGACGUGCUGUUGGGAAUCGCCAAGGGCAUGGACCGCAUGUUCAUCAUGAGCAAUCUGCCCCUCGUUCCGGACAACGGCUACGAGAACUUUGAUCGGUGCGAGAUCCAAUUCCAGAUCAUGAAGCCGGAAAGGGAACGUCUGGGCGAUUUGUUCUCCGCUACAUACACUCCUUGGCAGCCCAUGAGGUUUCAAGAGUUCAGGGACCGGUUUGGCCAAUAUUAUAACAAGGCCACGGCCGAUGGCUGGCUACAGGAUAAGCUCAUGUUCCACGAAGAAGAGGCGCACAAUAACCUGCAGACAGCAUCCGGGGCAUGGGAAAAGUUCAACGGGCGAACGAGAAUGAUGAAGGGAUUAUUUAACUACCAGACGGCCUACAAAGCAUACACACGGCGGUUACUCGAGAACUUGCUGGAGGACAACAUCAUCUAUGCUGAGAUCAGACCCAACUUCAUGAUGAGCAACCAGCUAUGGAAGGACGACGGUUCUGAGCGCAUCGACAAUGAGGGCAUCAUGAAGCUCAUCAUCAAAGAGGUGGAGAGCUUCCAGGCGAAAGUGAAGCGCGAAGGCAAGUUCUUUGGCGGCCUCAAGGUUAUUUACUGCACGCCCCGGUCAUUCAGUCCCGAUCAAAUUAGGGAAGCCCUUGACGAAUGCCUUACGUUCAAGAAGAAGUGGCCACGGUGGAUCGCGGGCUUCGACCUCGUCGGCGAAGAGUCCAAGGGGCGGCCCAUCAAGGACUUUGUUCCAGAGCUCAUUGCGUUCCAGGAGAAGUGUGCGGAUCAGAACGUGGAGAUCCCAUUCCUCUUUCACUGCGGCGAGACCUUGGACAUGGGCUCGGAUACCGACGGUAACCUGGUCGACGCGCUGCUCCUCAAGUCGAAGCGAAUCGGCCAUGGUUUUGCGCUCGCAAAGCACCCGUACAUUAUGCAGCUCAUGAAGGAACGAGGCAUCUGCCUAGAGCUGUGUCCCAUCUCCAACGAGAUCCUUGGGCUCACCCCGCGUGUCAGUGGCCAUGCGAUGUAUCAACUGCUGGCCAACAACGUUCACUGCACCAUCAGCUCAGAUAAUGGGACGCUAUUUCGGUCGACUCUAUCACACGACUUUUACCAGGUUAUGGUAGGCAAGGCUGAUAUGGGGCUGUUCGGCUGGAAGCAGUUUAUCCAAUGGAGCCUGCAGCACGCCUGCCUCGAUGGCGCCGAACACGACCGCAUUUAUCGUCAGUGGGAGCAACUGUGGGAUAAAUUUAUCAGGUGGGUGAUUAAGGAGUAUGGCAAUGCAUCCUCGAGAAAUGGAUCAAGCCAGGUAGAGGGCGUUUGA
Messenger RNA from Fusarium vanettenii 77-13-4, 1794 nucleotides. RefSeq lists its product as uncharacterized. Gene Ontology annotation, biological process: inosine biosynthetic process; adenosine catabolic process. The record is from RefSeq and is a predicted model, not a curated record. The coding region runs from base 1 to 1794 and encodes 597 amino acids. Lineage: Eukaryota; Fungi; Ascomycota; Sordariomycetes; Hypocreales; Nectriaceae. The transcript is spliced from 4 exons. Gene Ontology annotation, molecular function: adenosine deaminase activity.